This is a messenger RNA of Durusdinium trenchii, 1468 nucleotides long. The record is from the annotation of a GenBank genome assembly. Lineage: Eukaryota; Dinophyceae; Suessiales; Symbiodiniaceae.
ACCAACUCUUCACUCCCCAUGCCGCCAUGGCGAAGAAGCGCCGGGCGCGGCCACCGCGACCGGCGCGACCGGCCGCCGGUUCCUCGGCGGGCGGACCUGGCCGGAGCACGGACGAGUUCAACAAGAUGCAGUCCGCGAAGACGUUGUGGCACUUCGUGAAGGAGGAGCUGGACGCCACGAACCUCGACGCGGCACGCGUUUGGAUGCAGCGCUUGGACGCCUCCCCGGCGCUGCGGACGCUGUGCCGCGAGGUGAAGUGGCUGGAGCGACCUCGACACGAGAAAGUCUCCCUGUCGAUGCUCGCGCCACCUCGCCGGGCCUCCGCGGCCGCGGCGCGGCCGGGCCGGAGUUGCGCGGGACCUUUGGUGGAGCUGCUCCGUCGCGCUCAGCAGGCGGCGUCGGAGAAAUCGGAGCUGUUCCAUUCGCGUCUCGCGACCGAGAGCUUCCUGCAGAACGAGGCGUGGUCUCAGUUGCAUUCCUUGCUGGGCGACCACAUCUUGGGCAAGCUGCUCUUGCACUGUGAGGUCUAUCAAUCCUUGGGCGGUUCGCGCUACCUCCAGCUCACUGGGCGCGCGCGCACGACCGCGGCGACGCCGACGACCUUUGCCGCGCGGAGGGUCGCUGGCAUGAGCGCGCGGUGGAGGCCCUCGGAGAUCGUGAUCCGUCGGCCCAUCUUGUAUUCUGCCCACUUUGCCAAGCAUGCAGGACUGCCGGCGCGCCACGUCCUGCGGACGCUGCCGGGCGACGCCGGCGGCGCGCGGCGCUGCGCCGCGUGGAUCUUGAGCGAGGACUUCGCGGCCGCGGGCAGUGGCCCAUGUGGGGAAGCGGAGUUCGGCGCCGCCCGCGUCGGGCGGAAGAGGCCCCGGGGGCCUCGACGCAGCGCCACACGGAGGGCGAACGAGGCGAAGGGCACGGGGAAGCCGGGCGUGGCGCAGCGAGUGGUGAAGAGCCUGUCUCCUAUCUCGGAUGUGGUGUAUCACGCACUCCUGGAGCCCUGUUUGCAGAUGCUCAAGAAGACUGGAGACAUCAAUUUCCAGCAGUUGCUCAGCAAGCACUGUCCUUCCACACAUGCCUUGAUCAUCUUGAAGGUCUUCGAACAGAAAAGUCAGCGCACUCGAGCUCUGCCCCAGAUCGGUGGGCUUCGAUGCUUUUGUCAGACUCCAGCGGCCGCUGCGAUGACUCCAUGGCCUUCCACACGCGCUCGAAGCUUCUUGUGCACCGGCGGAGCAGCGGAGAUUCGCUUCAUGCGCGACUUCCCCGCGCUCUCCUGUGCCACGAAAGCAUGGCAAGUCGCGCGGUUCUUAUGCGCGGCCGUACAUGAGCUCCUUCCAGGGGACGACCUCUUGGGGCGGAAGAACUGGCAGAGCUUGGUGAAGACGUUGAAGCUCUUCGUGCAGCUACGACGUCGAGAAGAGCUCUCCGUGCACGACUUGAUGCAGAAUGUCUCCGUGCAGGAGUUCCAAGAGUG